Messenger RNA from Nilaparvata lugens (brown planthopper), 4229 nucleotides. Its product is annotated as zinc finger protein 236-like. The transcript is spliced from 26 exons. Gene Ontology annotation, molecular function: RNA polymerase II cis-regulatory region sequence-specific DNA binding; DNA-binding transcription factor activity, RNA polymerase II-specific. The coding region runs from base 36 to 4229 and encodes 1397 amino acids. NCBI's taxonomy places the organism in Eukaryota, Metazoa, Arthropoda, Insecta, Hemiptera, Delphacidae. Gene Ontology annotation, biological process: regulation of DNA-templated transcription. The record is from RefSeq and is a predicted model, not a curated record.
UGUAAAAGUACUCUCGAUCUAUAUCAAAUUUAGAAAUGGAUGGAAUCGGGGAGGAUGAUAUCUGUCUUCUGACAGAUUCAAACCAAGUGAUUAUGUCGUCAGAUUAUCUACAAAUGAAUAGAACACCGUAUAUAUUUCCCACGGAUGGUGCUAUUCCCAUUUCAGAGAGCCCACUGGACGAGAUGGGGACCCAGUUUUUUCAAACGCUUACAGUGGGUCUUGUUGACGGUCAGGAGGCAACCUACUUGGUAGAUGCAUCUCAGUUGGCUUUUUUCUCCAACGGCACUCAAGUUCUGAAAACAAUUCAGAGUAAUCAAGAGUUGACGACCACCGACACUGACCUAUACUCAGCUGCUGAUUCUCAUUUCCUGAAAGUGACAGAAUUUGUUAUGCCAGAUAAUGAUAAUCUAGUCAAUCUUAUUCCUGAACCACCUCUUCCUGUUGAAGCAUUAUCAAGCACGGAUGACACCAGUUACCAGCCACUGACUGUGCCCGAGGAUGAGGGUCAGUUGCUACCCGAGGAUGAGGGUCAGUUGCUACCCGAGGAUGAGGCUCAGUUGCUUCAGCUGGAAAGUGCAACCAUGGAUGAGCCCAUGGACGAGGAAACGGUGCCACCCAUCCAACACCAGGACUUUGCGCAGCAAACUGUCCAACUUCCAGAAGAAGAAGAGGAAGAAGAAGGAAAAGAUGAGGAAGAGGAGGAGGGGGAUGAGGAAGAAAAACAGCAAGUGUCUGAUGCUGAGCCGGAAACAGCAGAUUCGACGUCUUAUGAAGCUGUCGUGCAGCAAGCUGUUUCACGUGUUUUAUCCGACAUAGCUGUGCAGCAGACUCAGACCCGUACGCCAGCUGUCGAUGACAUGGAUGUUAAUCCGCCUGACAAAAAGGGUCCCAACGUUUGUGAAAUUUGCUCAUUACAAUUUGAGACCUGGACACUUUUCAAAAAACAUAUCAAGUCACAUCUUGAGGAUAAGCCACACCGGUGUAAGAAUUGUCCUGCCUCUUUCAAUAUUCCUUCGAAUUUGAAAUUGCACGAAGCUGGAAACCAUAACACGGAUAAUCUGUGUUGUCCGAUUGAGACGUGCCUGAAGCGAUUCAACCGAUUUGCCAGUCUGAAGGCUCACUUGGCGUCCCACCAGCAGGAAGAGAGCCUCUUUUGUACCGAAUGUGGUGACGAAUUCGACAACCAGCUGCAAUUGGAUAAGCAUACAACAGAACAUUACCAAGAAUGGGUGAAGAAGCCAGCUGCAAAAGUCUACAGUUGUAUACACUGCGGCCGACAAUACAGCAAGGAGUCUGUUUUGAAGGAGCAUAUGAGGUGCCAUUAUAAAAUGAAAAGCUCGUUAGGAAUACGCAAAAAUAAGAAGCCGGGCAAAAAAGGCAAUCACCUGCAUGAGUGUGAAACGUGUCGUAAAACAUUUCAGAAGCCUAGUCAGUUGGUAAGGCAUAAACGCAUACAUACCGGGGAGAAGCCAUUCAAGUGUGAUGUCUGCUCAAAGGCUUUCAACCAAAAAGGCUCAAUGAAAAUACACAAAUUAAAACACUCCGGAGCCAAGCCCUUCCAUUGUGAAUUCUGUGAUGCGCAAUUCAGCCAAAAAGGCAACUUGCGAGUCAGUCGUAUGCACGCUCACAUCAAUCGCACUCAUCGCGAUCUCAUCGCCAAACAAACUGACGGAAAUGACGAUGGCGAUGACCCUAACAAGGCCGCAGGAGAGACAGAUUUGAUGGAGAUGGGUGAUUCUACUGCUAAAGAUUCUUCAGAUAAAGAAAACGACGAGGGACAAGACAGUUCUAAUCGACCCGAAGUUGGAGGCCGACCGACAUCAAAAUCUAAUCGUAAUGCCAGAUCGCAUCUGCGACAGAAACGCUAUCACUGUAAGCACUGCCUGCUGCGUUUCUCAACCCUCAGCGAACGAGCGUUACAUAUUCAGAAUGCGCACGCUCUACUUGAGAUGGAGCAGUCGUCAAACGGACUAGAUAAGUCAGUCGUUUUGCCUGAACCGCUUAUCAUGACAGAAGAAGGUCUUAUGGAAGUGUACUUGGAGGCCGGAAAGGUAGCAAUAGGGUCUGAGGAGGAUCGGCCACACAAGUGUACAGAGUGCGAUUCCCGCUUUCGCAAAACCAGCAAUCUCACAAUUCAUAUGCGUACUCACACUGGUGAACGGCCAUUCCUGUGCGAUAUGUGUCCCAGAGCAUUCAUCUCGAAUGCAGUCCUGAAAGCGCACAAGAACUCGCAUUUGGGCCUGAAGAAUUUCGGCUGCGAUGAGUGCGGCAAACAUUUCACCACCAAGAGCACACUGACCAGGCACAAGCAGACACACAGCUACUUCGGCAAGCCUUUCAUCUGCCCUUAUUGCAGUCAGAGUUUCAAGUCAAACUACUCUUGCAGAGUUCAUAUCAAGACGCAUUCCACUCUUGCCAUAGCUGAGUUGUUGAACCAAUCUCCUGAUGAUCCAUCGCCGUGCUUUGUUGACGAGGUGAAUAAUAUCGAAGAAAUUGGUGGCCCAGUUGAGGCCCAACAUGAGGUGCCGAUACUUGACCCUAACAUUGGCUUGCAAACGGGUGAAACGGUGGAGGUCGAUGUCGGCACAAUGCAACUCAUCGGUCAGGAUACCUAUCAAUUGAAUGAUGGAACGGAACACAUUAUUAGUGUUGAUCAAGGUACACAUACCCUCCAUGCACUGACAGAAAAUGGUGAAACGAUCAUGAUUCCCAAUCUACCCAUGCAAGAGGGUCUUACACAGGAAUCGAUCCGUGAGAUCCAGGAUUCUCUAAAUCACCAGGUGUACAGCCUCACUGCCGUUGAGAAAGAGCAGCCUUUGAAUUCAAAUGGAUUAUUUGAUCAGCCUUUUGAGCAAAUGGUCUUUUCUGCCAUAACUAGUCUCCCUACCGAUCUAGAACAAGUUCUACCCUCUUCAGUAAAUUUAAGAAGCAUUAUUGCUGAUAAAUUACACAGCUUGGAAUCGGUGAACGUACAUAUAGAAACCGACCCUGCUGAAGAGCAUGAGAGUGCAGUGGCGCAACACAUCAGCGAACAGGCAGACUCCAUCACACAUCUGGUCGAUGGCACACACCUUAUUACAAUUGUCAAUACCUCCGACAUCAAUCAAACAUUAAAUGGGUCCGAUAUCAAUCAAACUCUAACUGUGACUGAUAUCAAUCAAGCUCUAACUGUGACUGAUAUCAAUCAAGCUCUAACUGUGACUGAUAUCAAUCAAGCUUUAACUGUGUCUGAUAUCAAUCAAACUUCAAAUGAGACCGAUAUCAAUCAAACUAUGAAUGAGUCCGAUAUCAAUCAAACUCUAGAUGAAUCCGAUAUCAAUCAGACUCUAGAUGAGUCUGAUAUUAAUCAAACUCUAAAUGAGACCGAUAUCAAUCAAACUCUAAAUGAGACCGAUAUCAAUCAAACUCUAAAUGAGACCGAUAUCAAUGAAACUCUAGAUGAAUCUGACAUCCACCUAAACUGUUCCGAUAACAUCCAGCAAAGCGAAAAGCCUCGAUGCGAUGUCUGUGAUCAAGAAUUCAACACUCAGUCUCAGUUGCGAGUACACGAGAAAAACCAUGGAAAAGAUAGAUUGCAUGAAUGUACAUUAUGUGUGAAAUCCUUCACAACGACUGCAUCGCUCAUUAGACAUAUCAAAGCUAUUCACACUGUCGAAAAAUUGUUUGAGUGCUCGGCAUGCAACAACACAUUCCGCACAGAGGGGCAACUGAAGCGUCACGUGGCCGAGAGGCACACCCCAGUGGUAGAGAGGGGCAAGCAGAGGGGCAGGGUGCGCCGUGCGAGCGCCAAGUUGCGUCGUGGCGUCGUGGCCCGCCAGCUGACCGAGGACGAGGCCAACCGCCUGCUGAGUCAGCGACCGCCGCCCGGCGCUUCAGUCUCCGAAAAGGUGCUGAUUGCCUCGGUGGCCGAGAGGGGACACGUCAGCGAGCUCAAGAACAAGGCGGUGUCAUUUGGUGGUGAGGUGCACCGCAACCGUUGCCAGUUUUGCCCGAAGAGCUUCCGCAAGCCGUCUGACCUGACGCGACACCUACGCACGCACACUGGCGAGCGCCCCUUCCAGUGCGAGUUCUGCAACAAGCGGUUCACAGUAAAGUCCACCCUGGACUGCCACAUGCACACACACACCGGCGCCAAACAGUUCACCUGUCACAUGUGUAGCUCCCAGUUCGCCACCAAGGGUUCGCUUAAAGUCCACAUGCGGCUGCACACCGUGAUUAGCCACCAUUAG